Messenger RNA from Bipolaris maydis ATCC 48331, 2883 nucleotides. Lineage: Eukaryota; Fungi; Ascomycota; Dothideomycetes; Pleosporales; Pleosporaceae. The record is from RefSeq and is a predicted model, not a curated record.
AUGGCAAACUUUUCUGGCAGCGUCUUCGGAGAGACCCUCCAAACAAUCACCAGCACCAAGUUAGAGGAGCUCGCAAAGCAACGCAUCAGCUUUGAGGAAAAAUAUGCCAGACUGCUUGAAUUUGUGAAAUCCGAAAAAGACGCGUUAAAGCGAGUUGGCAUCCUACUCGAUGGCUUGAAGGAAUGCAUUGGUGUUCGGACCAUGGAGAGCUCCAAAGAUGGGGAAGCUGACCACGUGACUAUCAGCGGAUCAAGGAAUACUCGCCUCGAAACUGAUCUCCGGAACCUGCCCCGUUUUAUUGAGCAAGCUCGCUUUGACCCUUCUGUGUCACGUGAGGUCCUCUUGGAUUGGGAAAAGAAACUACUCCAGUAUCUUUCUAUUCAGUCCACCAAGUUCCAAUACGCCGAUCUCUACGGGAAGCUCGUCACAGAAUGGCUAUCCUCUGAAAAAUCUGCAAACGAUGAUGGCGAUGUUGAGAUGACGGAGAGCUAUGAAGAGGUAUCUAGCGCGAAGAAGCUUGCUAAUCGUGAAGAAUGGGAGAGGGAUGUGUUCCAGGCGGCUGAAGUAGAUGAAAAUGCACUACGGCUAUAUCUCGAGGACCUCUUUGUUAAUGACAAGAAAGAAGGCGCCUCAGCAAUCGACGAGUUGCGUAAGAAGGUCCAAGAAUUCGAAAAGAAUCUAACCAAGUCGACCCCAUUUGACCAUUUGUCACUUCGUCAGACCAUCGAAGGGCUACAAAACUCUGAUCUGCUUUCCAAUGAAAAGCGGGAAGCGUUGAGAGAUUUUCUCGGCAACAAUGUAAUAUUGACAGAACUCUGCGAUAUUCUCAACGUGCGCAUGGCAGCUCUUGAGAAUUGGAAUUGGGGCCCGCAGGUCCUAGUGGAACAGAGGAAGAAGAUCAACGGCGAAUUCUUAAUCCAUUUCAAUCCAGAGCUUUUGCAAGCGAUUUUCCUUCAUUACAUUGGCAUACAAUGGUCUGUGUUCUUCAAGUCCGCAUUUAGAGACUUACAUAAGCACGAGGCUUGGAAGAGCUCUUCUACUGAGGUCGGCAGAGAUGAGCGCUUACAACGCAUGCACUUCCUUGGUAAAAAAAGUACAAAUGCUUCAAAGAGUCUCGAGAAUAAACGAAAAUGCUCUCAUGACAACAGAUACUUUGCACAUCAACUACUGGACUUUGGUGCCCAAAAGGUCGAAGUAAAAGAUGGUGAGGAAGAAGCAGAGUAUAGGGAAUACACUGCCAAUAAACGGGACAACGUCAUUGAGUGGGAAUUUGCUCCAGAUCGUCCUAUGAAAUCUGCGGCUAAGCCAAUGUUCGCUCGGAGGCAUCUGGUUCCUCAAGCUGAAGUACAUGAAUCUGAUGAGGACGACGAAGACGAGAUAUUUUCCGAGGAUUCGUUUCAGGACGAAGAGGAAGCUUAUCGUCAUCAGUCCAAGAAACCUAUGGAAUCAAAGCAGAGUCUGCUUCAUCUUGUCGCCACAGAAAUCAUUUUCAAUACCCGGCUACAGGGCGAGUUUACUUGUCUUCGUACGACAUUUGAUUCAUGGACUUCACUUCUACCGCAUCAAACGAUAUCCACAGUUCUCGAAUUUCUUGGUGUGUCAAGGAAAUGGAAGACUUUCUUAGAGAGAUACCUACAGGCUCCAUUGAAGUUUGCUGACGAUCCAUCAUCUGAACCACGUUUACGUCGGCGAGGCAUGCCGAGCUCUCAUACAUUGAGUGAUGUACUGGGCGAAACAGUACUAUUGUGUCUGGACUUUGCUGUCAAUCAGGCGACUGGCGGUCCAGAUCUGCAUCGCCUUGGCGAUGAUGUAUGGUUUUGGAAUAAGAAUUACGAGACAUGCGUAAGCGCCUGGGCCAGCAUUCUGAAGUUCACCGAGGUCAUGGGAGUUAGGCUACACGAGAAGAAGACUGGCAGUGUGCGGAUCUCACAUGAUAAGAAAACGGAAAUUGACGAUCGUCUUCCUGAAGGUGAGAUUCGCUGGGGCUUCUUACAGCUUGACCCAAAGAGCGGCCGGUUCGAAAUCGACCAACACAUGGUCGAUGGACAUGUAGAAGAAUUGCGCACACAACUAAAAGGCAAAUCGAAGAGUGUUAUCGACUAUAUUCAAGCCUGGAACUCUUACGCGGCUACAUUCUUCAGCUCGAAUUUCGGAAAAGCUGCCAAUUGCUUCGGCAGAGAACAUGUCGAUAAAAUGCUCGCUACUCACCGCCACAUUGAGGAGCAAAUCUUUCCCGAUGGCAGCAUUGUCCAGCAAAUCAAGCAGAUGAUAGAAGAGCGUUUUUCUGUAAAGAACGUCCCAGACGGCUUUCUCUUCUUUCCAGUCGAAUUGGGCGGCCUGGAUCUCAAGUCACCGUUUGUGCACCUUUUGCAGAUCCGCGAGUCGGUCAAAGAAAAUCCUUACGAUUUGCUUGGUGAGUAUGAGGAAAAAGAGCGUGAUGACUACGCCACUGCCAAACGUAGGUUCGACAAUGCAGACCCGCACACUGUGCGUCCUAAUGUAGACGAUUCGGUCUCGCAACGUAAAGACACUGAUGAGUUCUUCUCUUUCGAAGAGUUUGUCAAAUACCGCGAGGUCUUUGGAAGCGUGGGAAAGGCAAGCUUGGUGAAGACUUACAAGAAAUUGCUGGAGCGACCAAAAGAACAACCUGUUGCUCUCGGCACGUCGGUUGCACAGGCUAUAACUCAGCUAUCGAGUCAGUCCAAUCUAAGAGGCAUCCUUGGUAAUUGGAAUAGCAUGGAUGCUUAUUGGAAAUGGAUCGCACAGAUGUAUGGUCCAGAAAUGAUCGACACGUUCGGCAGUCUUAAUGUUGUCGACUUUGGAUUGCUGCCUAUUGGUAUGGUGUCGAUGUUUAGACAGCGUCGUACCAAAUGGCAAGGCUGA